Messenger RNA from Anoplophora glabripennis (Asian longhorned beetle), 1113 nucleotides. RefSeq lists its product as uncharacterized. NCBI's taxonomy places the organism in Eukaryota, Metazoa, Arthropoda, Insecta, Coleoptera, Cerambycidae. The annotation marks the transcript as partial. Gene Ontology annotation, molecular function: protein binding. The transcript has 7 exons. Gene Ontology annotation, cellular component: plasma membrane. The record is from RefSeq and is a predicted model, not a curated record.
AUGUCCUGGAGUGUGUAUCCGGCCUGCAAAAAAUCCGAAUAUCAGUGUGACGAGGGACAGUGUAUUAGCAUAAGUAAAUUCUGCAACGGUAUCCAAGAUUGCGAAGACGGAAGUGACGAAUAUAAAACCUGCUCACCAUGUAACCUGACAUACUACGGCGAAGUAGGGACAACAUACGAAAUUGAAGUCAAACGGCCCACAGAAGUCCAGAUUCCUUUCCUUUGUUAUCUAAAUUUCACAGCAGGUGGUAGUAUUCUAGGAGAAUUAGUACAGUUAAGUUUCGAAUCGUUCUCGGUCGGAACGUUCGAAUCGUUCACCUCCGGUGGAUGUCCGGAUGGUUUCAUAUCGAUAAGGGAAUCAAAUCGACCGAGCUCUGGCGGCAAAUGGUGCGGAAGUGCUUGGGGUUAUACGGUCUAUUACAGCGAGACAUCGAGUUUGAAUCUAACACUAUCUCUGGAUAGGUUGCCUCAACAGCAGAGUUCCGGGUACAGCUUUGAAUUCAAACUCUCCUACAAAUUCUUGAAAUUGAGUGACGCUCGUAUCCGGUAUGGGAAUGCCACUCAAAGAUCGUACAGAGGCAAGUUAAGCAGUGGCUCAUACUGCGACCGACUGCUGGAAGGCUGCUCCAGAAGGUUGUGCCGCAUCCAGUCCCCCAACUACCCGGGGAUAUAUCCCAGGAACGUCAGCUGCCACUACAGAGUUCGGGAGCGGAACGUUCCCCCGGGAAAGCACGCCCUAAUUGCCGUCAGGCAAGCCAAUUUUCAUUACAAGGAGCAUGUGAGCAAGUUUGAUAACAGCGACAGGGUCUUGAGAAUAUGGGAUCAGUGCAAUAUGAUGCAAGAUUUCAUCGAAAUACUGGAUGGUUGGGGCCCCUCGGCCACAACUUUGGCGCAUUUGUGUAGUGGUGAAACGAUUCCGGAAAUUAUUAGCAGCGGGCCGGAACUACUAGUGAAGUUCCAUACUUCGCCCUACGGCAAUCCUUUUCACCCUCUGCCGUUGUCCUAUUUGCCUGGUUUUGAACUAGAAAUAGAGAUCUUCUAUGUCAACAAAGAAUCUCCAACCUACAUAGAACACGGGAAGAAAUGCGAAUUUCUAGUAACUACUUUCGAUAAU